Messenger RNA from Drosophila kikkawai, 601 nucleotides. RefSeq lists its product as uncharacterized. Lineage: Eukaryota; Metazoa; Arthropoda; Insecta; Diptera; Drosophilidae. The record is from RefSeq and is a predicted model, not a curated record. Gene Ontology annotation, molecular function: chitin binding. Gene Ontology annotation, cellular component: extracellular region.
AAUCGAAAGGAAGUAACAAAAGGAUUCAACAUGCUGAAAGCCCUCGUGAUCUUCUUCGGCCUCUUGGCCCUAGCCAUUGCUGCCUCCUUGGGCACCGCCAGAAGCGAUGUCACCACCGUGUGCCAGUCCGAGGACGAGUUGUGGGGCAGCGAGGACAUUCGCAAGUUCUACUUUUGCCUGGAUGGCGAAGUAAUUGCCGAUCAGUGCGACGAGGACUAUUACUUCGUGAACAAUGCCACCGUCUCUGGCUGCCUGCCCGCCGACCUAAUAAACCCCUCCUGCGUGAAUACUGAGUCCAAGGUUCCCUCCUGCACCGAUGGCACCCAGUACCAGCCUCAGCCGUGCAGCAACCUGACCAACUUCUACGUCUGCACCAACGAGGGCGUCAAGGAGCUGCCCUGCGAGAACGGCAAGGCCUUCGUGGAUGCCGGCGGAUACCUCGGCUGCUUCCCGUGGACCCAGUGGCGCUCGUUGCGCAACUGCACCGACGGCUGAUUAAUUAUAGUUCUCCAGCGACCACUUAUCGCGAUUAAAAGUGUCCGAAUUGAAAUGUUAUUAACUUAAAAUUGAUUGGAAAAUAAUUGAUAUAUGAGCGGCGGUC